Messenger RNA from Astrephomene gubernaculifera, 3927 nucleotides. The record is from the annotation of a GenBank genome assembly. Lineage: Eukaryota; Viridiplantae; Chlorophyta; Chlorophyceae; Chlamydomonadales; Astrephomenaceae.
AAUAUACAUAAGUUCAAUAGCUUGAAUCCUGGCAUUUCUACACUGGUUAUCUUGCGACGUAUUAGUCCAGGACAAAGCUCCUUACUGUACGCAACAGUUGGAAUUAUCCUCAACGUGUUGCUUACGCCCGCCAAAAACCAGGAAACAUACACAGCACAAAACGUUUCGGGCGCCACAGCGCUACCUAGCGCACACGUUCACACGGUCGCUACUCAAGUCUUCAACGUGUGUCGACAGCUGACCAAGUUUCUAGGGCAGCCAUACGGCUCGUACUAUAAACGCGGCUUUGUGCCUGGGCGCGCUAAAGCCCCAGUUACCUUACCCUCUAAGCGCAGACAAAAGUCAUGUCGUCUGGGCUCGGGCACACGCCAGUGAUAAGUCGUCACGGAUCCUCACCGCACCUACCAAUUGGGAGGGGCGAUGAAAUGGUUCCGACCUGCGUAGAUGGACUGACCAGUUCCAGCAGCCCUACUGGGAAAAAGAAGGGAGGCCUCCUGAAGAACCUCAAGCGCAUUGGUAUGUUGAUCACUGGCAACUCUUUGAGGCACUCUAAUGCUGAUGGUGUGCGCUCAGAGAGCGACCCCUCUCAGCGGAAUGGUCUGGCCCAUGCGCUUUCUACUCCGGAGCUGGCCUCGGCGACCCUGGCUACCUCGCUGCCCAAUUCCAUUUCGAAAAUGGCGUCUGCCGACAUUUCACGCAGCCAUCGUUUGGCCGCAAUCCUGCGGGGUGGCAGUGUACGCAAUGGUGGCCUUGGCAGCAGCCCGCCCAUCGAACCACAUUCUCCCUGCUCGCCAUUUCCGGAAAUUGAGGAACGACCAGGUUUCCCUCAUCGCGAAAACGAAGAUUGCAACUUGCAGUGCGGAAGCUCUGGCGUAUGUUGCAACGUACGUGGCACGUGCGGGCCACGUGUCGCUAUGUCGCAACCGCCAACUACAGCGCGUCCUCAGCAAUCACCAUCUCCAGAGACAUCAUCUUCGCCGUCUACUGCACUAACAUCUCAUUCUUGUGGGCUAAGCAGCUGUGGCUCGGACCGGCCUGAGGCUGUAAGCAAUGUCUCGCCUAAUGCGACGACUUUGGCGUCUUCGGUACCCUAUCCAUCCACACCAGAUGCGCUUCCACCUCCUUAUUCAGCUCCUACCCUAUCGUCUAUGCCUCCAGCCUGUGGUCCGCCUUCCUCCUCAACCAUGUUGGCAAUCAACCCAGCCCUUCCGGGCGCCAUGCGUCGUCGUGAUUGGUGCUUGGAGGACUACCAAAUCAUUAAACGUUUGUACAAAGGAGCGUCUGCAAGCGUUUACAAGGCGACGUGUCUUCGAUCCGGGAUGCCCGUAGCACUCAAGGUGUACUUCCUGAACCGGGUACCUCGCAACGUGGUGCACAUGAUCAAGCGCGAGAUCGAGCUGCACCACGCGCUCGUGCACCCGCACGUGGUGUCGCUGCACGCCGCCUUCCUGGACGCCUCCUCGCGCAUCGUGCUGGUGCAGGAGUGGGCGGCGCGGGGGGACCUGUUCCACAUCACCCGGCAGCUGGGGGGCCGCAUGACGGAGGUGCAGGUGGCCGAGCUGGUGCUGCGGCCCUUCCUGGAGGCGCUGGCCUACCUGCACGCGCACGGCAUCUGCCACCGGGACAUAAAGCCCGAGAACAUCCUCUUCACGGACCAGUGGGUGCUCAAGGUUGCGGACUUUGGGGUGUCCAUCAACCUGAGCGAGGAGCGGGCGGUCACGCGCGCGGGCACCGUGGACUACAUGGCGCCCGAGGUCAGCCGAUGCCCGCUGAAGGCCCGACCGGAGGACAACAAGGAGGACGAAUCGCUGGCCUACACCUCGGCUGUAGACAUCUGGGCUGCCGGGGUCCUAGCCUACGAGCUGCUUGUCGGCUUCCCUCCCAUGAUCACACCAGCAGCCACCCCCCAGCAGCAGCACCUUGGACAGACCCAUGGGUCAUCAUCCAGCCGUGGGGCCAGCUCCAGCAGCUCCCAGCUGCACUUCCCGGCCUCCCUCUCGCUGGCCGCUCGCAACUUUGUGCUCAGUGCGUUGUCUGAGAACCCCGGCGACCGCCCGACUGCGCAAGAGCUGUUACAGCAUGAGUGGAUACGUGCAAGUGCGGUGCUCGCGGCGGCGGGCGGCUCCACGGGCAAGCGGUGAUGACGAGGAUUCGGGGAGAGCAACACCGUUGUACCGUUUACGGGUACCGUUAUACCGUUGUCAGGUGCUGUGAUGGCAGCGGUGCUGGUGGCAGCGGUGCUGUGAUGGCAGCGGUGCUGGUCCUUGUGUCAGCCGGGGUUGGAGCAGGAGGGCGGUGGUGUUGCGGCAGGCAUAGCGUUUGAAGGCGUUUGAAGGCAGGAAGCGGAAAUGAUGAAAAAGCAGCCGAUGGGAAUGAGGAGGCGCUGCGGGAGGAAAGGUGGUUAAGAGCAGUGCGAAAGAGAGUGGCUGGGAAUGAGGCUGACGGGAAGAUCAAAGAGGGAAAGGCGAAGACGACAACGCGUGGAGAAAGAAGCAUGGUGACACAUGGAGAGCUCCUGACCUUGCGUGCGAAGAGAAGCUGGGGUCCUGGCAGGGAACAAGGUGUGUUGUGGUGUGGGUUGAGGCGGCGCAAUCGUCGUGUAGUGGGGGUGCAGUCAACGUAAUUGAAUUGACGCGGUGAUAGCCAGGUACAUGUGAGAUUGAACAUAGGUUAAUGUGCAUGUGUUUUAUUCAAGCAUGGGUAUGGGUGGACAACAAUAUACUGCUACUGACGAAUUUGUUUGGAGUGGGGUGCAGAAGCGACCCAUGGGUCUCUCGUUAGCCCUGUGAGCUACCUUCGCGAUAAGCUGGGCUGCCGUCCGGUGUGCUGCGAAGGUUGCGGGUGGGUGGUGGCCGCCCCUCCCAGCUGCGCAAAUCUGCAACUAGGGGCUUGCAUGCAUGCAUGGAUACGGGCUCUUGCUUUGCACUGGCAUUCUUUGGGAACUGGUUUUCGUGUUGACAGAUGAUGGCUCGGCUGGUGAGGUAACUGAAGAUCUACAUGCCGAUUGAUUACGUGUCGCUGUAAAUGGCAUUUUAUGUUGCACCAGGCUUAUUAACGCCUAGGUGAUUGAGUGGAGGUAGGUCUUGUUAUGAUAAUCGAUCCUCAUCGAGCCUCACUUACAUAUGUGGUAUAACCAUUUUAGGGUGUUUUGGGGUUUAGGGUGUUUUGUACAUUACACGACCCUUUUUCGACUGCUCGAGGGGCUACAACAUGUGCCUAACGUAAAGUCUGCGGAGCUGUGUCGCACCGAGACGUUAAAAUCUGGGCUUAGGGGAGCUGCCGUACUAGGUCUCCAGUGUUACGUGCGGCUAAGCGGUUUGUCCUAUCGAUGAUAACUUUUUUCCAAUAAAAGCAGGAGCAUUUCUGUGGAGAAGUACUUAGCCGACGUUUUGGGGUGGCGGUACCGAGCGGAAUGUUUUUUCUGGAAAUACCAGUACCUAAAAAGGCCGCCAGGUGGGGCAACGCGUCUGGGAUACGCGUGGUACUAGCAGUGUACACUUAGGCCUCUUGCGUAUGGACCAAGACCUGGUCGCAACAGUUCAUUAGCGCACAUUGUGGAUGUGUUUAUGUGGAGCAUGUCGCUAGCGACUACGUGUCUUGCAGCAUGUGGCGCGUAUUGGUAGCGAUGAUGAGUGUUGCAGCAGCCGGAUGGCUACACGUGAGUUCUGAACAUGUAGUACCUUCAUGCGCUCAACGGUUCACGGACAGCAUGUCUUUGCGACGCGCGCAGUUACGAUGGCGCGUGUGGGUGAGAACGGCAGAUUUCGGGUCGUCGUCGUGAAAGGGUGGAGCCGCUGGCACGCCAAGGACAUUGUGGAGGUGCUCAGGCGCCUGGGAAGCCCCGCUGCUGGCCGUUUAAAUGCAAUGACAUGCUGCUGUUGCUGCUCAGCUGUCCGGUUCGAAGUUGUUAAGUAUGUAGUAGGUGGG